Molecule: messenger RNA, 1371 nt
Organism: Fulvia fulva
Lineage: Eukaryota; Fungi; Ascomycota; Dothideomycetes; Mycosphaerellales; Mycosphaerellaceae
Product: Serine/threonine-protein kinase SRPK
Exons: 4
Coding region: 1-1371 (456 amino acids)
Biological process (GO): spliceosomal complex assembly; protein phosphorylation; regulation of mRNA processing
Molecular function (GO): ATP binding; protein kinase activity
Source: RefSeq, a predicted model, not a curated record
AUGUGGGGUGUAAUAUCUUCAGACCUGACAGCGACAUCUUCAUUAUCGCCCUUCAAUAUUGCUCUCUGUAGUUCCUCUCUUGAGCAAUAUAGGGAGACCUUAUGUGCUAUGUCUUUUACACUGCUUCGCCGCGCAUGGAAGUCCAUCCACCCCCUCGCCUGGAAGCCUUUAGUAUUUCCCAAUCAGGGCAUUGCCUCCAUACCUGCCAACGAGAAGGUCGAGGAGGAAACCAUUCCAGGAUACAUCGCGACACGAUAUUAUCCCGUCAGGAUCGGAGAAAUCAUUCAGGAUCGCUACCAGGUCGUUGGUAAAUUAGGCUUUGGACUUUCCUCGACCGUAUGGCUGGCACGAGAUCUCGACGGGUGCCGGCAUGUUGCUCUCAAACUUUAUGUACAAUCAGAUUGCUUGGAAAGUGAGCUAGACACCGAGCUCGAUGUAUACAGAAGGAUCGAGAGCGCACCCAACCACCACCCGGGCCGUCAUGCUGUGCGCUCUAUGCUCGACUCGUUUGAGCUCGCUACGCCGAGUGGCAGACACCGAUGCCUGGUACACGAGCCUCUCUGGGAUAGCGCGCUCAACAUCAAGCACAGAAAUCCUGUACGGAGAUUGCCACAGCCAGUCGUGGCCUUCCUGCUAAAGCGAUUAUUCCUCGCGUUAGACCUGCUACAUCGGGAGUGUCACGUAGCCCACACCGACAUUAAGGAAGCCAACAUCUUGCUCCCAGCAGAUCCCUCUGUGUUGACACAUUUUGAACAGCAGGAACUAGCAGAGCCGAGCCCUCAGAAAGAAGUCGAUGGCGGUGUGAUCUACCUCUCCCGCGAAAUGGGCACGCCGAAAGCCUUUGGCGCGCCUGUGCUGUGUGACUUCGGAUCGGCUGUAGCACUGGACGAUGGGCAGGAGCAUCGCGAGGACAUCCAACCCGAUGUCUAUCGGUCCCCAGAAGUUAUCCUGGAUGUCCCGUGGACAUACAGCGUAGACAUUUGGAACGUGGGAUGCAUGGUUUGGGACGCCUUCGAGGGCGAGCACCUGUUCACUGGUUGCGAUCCAGAGCACGGCGCAUAUCGGGGGAGAGCCCAUCUUGCCGAGAUGAUCGCCCUUCUCGGGCCUCCUCCACCAAGUCUGCUCGCUCGGUCGCAUCUAAGGAGCAAAUUCUUUUCUAAAGAAGGCGACUUCUGCGCAGGGAUUGCUGUGCCUCGCACUCGGACGCUUGAUCACCGGGAGUCAUCUCUGCAAGGAGAAGAGAACAAAGAGGAUCGAGAGUGUUUCCUACGCUUUGUGCGCAAAAUGCUACAGUGGGAACCGGAAGCUCGUAGCUGCGCUCGGGAAUUAGCAGAAGACGAAUGGAUUCUAAAGCAUACUACAGACGUCUAA